Molecule: messenger RNA, 1449 nt
Organism: Panicum hallii
Lineage: Eukaryota; Viridiplantae; Streptophyta; Magnoliopsida; Poales; Poaceae
Product: peroxidase 27-like
Exons: 4
Coding region: 176-1192 (338 amino acids)
Biological process (GO): hydrogen peroxide catabolic process; response to oxidative stress
Cellular component (GO): plant-type cell wall; plasmodesma
Molecular function (GO): peroxidase activity; heme binding
Source: RefSeq, a predicted model, not a curated record
GGCCGGCCGCCCGGCUGAUCACGCACCGCCGCCUGCUCAUGUGCGCGGCGCGAGGCUCGAGCCGCCGGAAAAGAGAGCCCAAGCCAAGCAACCGAUAGAUUAUUUUUUUCCUCCACCGAGUGUUGGGGACAAGCUUGUACUCCCUGGUAGCUUGCAUUGGCAGCUCUGCACUACCAUGGCAGUGCGAGUGCUUCCUCUGCUGCUGGUGCUGGUUGCUUCAGUCCAUGGCUACGGCUACGGCCAUGGCGACGGGAAGCUCAGGGUUGGGUUCUACAAGGAUUCGUGCCCGGACGCCGAGGCGAUCGUCCGCAAGAUCGUCGCCAAGGCCGUCCGCAAGGACCCGACGGCCAGCGCGCCGCUGCUGAGGCUCCACUUCCACGACUGCUUCGUCAGGGGCUGCGAGGGGUCGGUGCUCCUCAACUCCACCAAGGGGAACACGGCGGAGAAGGACGCCAAGCCCAACCUCACGCUGGAAGCCUUCGACGUCAUCGACGACAUCAAGGCGGCGCUCGAGAAGGAGUGCCCCGGCAAAGUCUCCUGCGCCGACAUCCUCGCCAUCGCCGCCAGGGACGCCGUCUCUCUGGCCACGAAGGUGGUGACCAAGGGGGAGUGGAGCAAGGACGGGAACCUGUACGAGGUGGAGACCGGCAGGCGGGACGGCAGCGUCUCCAGCGCCAAGGAGGCCGUCAAGAACUUGCCCGACUCCUUCGAUGGAAUCCGGAAGCUUAUCAAGAGGUUUGCGUCCAAGAACCUCAGCCUAAAGGAUCUAGCUGUUCUGUCAGGUGCCCACGCGAUCGGCAAGUCGCACUGCCCGUCGAUGGCCAGGCGGCUGCGCAACUUCACGGCGCACCACGACAGCGACCCGACCCUGGACAGGGCGUACGCCGACCGGCUGCGGCGGCGGUGCCGGAGCCCCCGGGACAGGACGACGGAGCUGGAGAUGGUGCCGGGGAGCUCGGAGACCUUCGACGCGGCGUACUACGGCCUGGUCGCCAAGCGGCGGGGCCUCUUCCACUCCGACGAGGCGCUGCUCCGGAACGAGGUCACCCGGGGGCUCGUGCUCCGGUACAGGGACGCGGAGGAGGCGUUGUUCCUCAGGGACUUCGGGGCGUCCAUGGUGAACAUGGGCAGGGUGGGCGUGCUCACCGGCGGCCAGGGGGAGAUCAGGAGGAGAUGCGCCUUCGCCAACUAGCUAGCUAAGCAAGCUACUAAGCGAGCUGCUUGCUAUGGUGUCUUUAAUUUGUUGCGUUGCCUGUGUUGGUGUUUUGUUGUAGUUUCGAAAAUCUUCCGUUUUAUACAGGUUUAGGGAUUGUUUAGGUUCUAUAUGAUUGUGAACGUUUGGUUUGAUGUUAAUUGUAACUGAAACUUUGGUGGAAUGUGAUAACAUGUUCCAUAAUGUGGACACAAGCAGAAGACUAGCUUUGAUCCUGGCCGAGAAAGGAUGCUUCC